GCAUAGUUCGCAGUAGGUUUUUGAAAAUUACCUCGUGGGAGCAUAGAAGCAUAGACGUUGCGUCGGCCCUAAGCUAAAAGAGCUGGCCGCUGAACGGUUGAUUCCAACGCAGCGGGGAAUCCAAGUCGCCGUAACUGAAGUCGCGGUGUCAAACGGAGAGCUUAGCUUGGCCUUUAUAUAUUAGCUCCGCCGCUGGUUAGUCCUCCGUCGCUUCUUCGGCGUUCACUGUUCCUGCAGCUCGAUACAAUUCCAAUGGCUGACCCCGCAUCGACCACGACCACCGCCGUCCCGACGGCCACCGCUCCUCAGAACCUGCCGUCCGAAGUUAAACGGUCCUGGGGCGACGAAGUGGACGAUCUUCCGGGGGAACCCGAUGCUCCUUCAACUUCGUCGGCCGACAAGGCUGUUUCGGAGCUCAACGUCGAUGCUUUGUCGAUUGAUAAGACCAAGAAAAGUAGCGAGUUUCUUGAUGAGCCCGAGGAGUCGAACAUCACAGCUGUUACAUCGGAUGAUACACCAUAUACCUCGGCAAAAAAAUUUGAAGACUUGAACUUGUCUGAGGAGUUGUUGAAGGGUUUGUACGUGGAAAUGAGAUUUGAAAGGCCUAGUAAGAUUCAGGCUGUUAGUUUGCCUAUGAUUCUGACUCCUCCGUACAAAAAUUUGAUUGCACAAGCACAUAAUGGUUCUGGGAAGACAACUUGCUUUGUCCUUGGCAUGUUGAGUCGUGUGGAUCCGAAACUCAAUGCUCCUCAGGCGCUCUGCAUUUGCCCUACAAGAGAGUUGGCUAUUCAGAAUUUGGAAGUUCUUCGAAAGAUGGGAAAGUAUACAGGUAUAAGUUCGGAAUGUGCUGUGCCAAUGGACAGUACUAAUUAUAUACCCUUUGCAAAGCGGCCACCAGUGACGGCCCAAGUUGUGAUCGGCACCCCUGGUACUAUAAAGAAAUGGAUGUCAGCCAGGAAACUGGGUACAAGUUAUGUGAAGAUUCUUGUUUUUGAUGAGGCUGAUCACAUGUUAGCUGAGGAUGGCUUUAAGGAUGAUUCCUUGAGGAUAAUGAGGGAUAUUGAACGAAGUAGCAGUCACUGCCAGGUGCUUCUAUUUUCUGCUACAUUCAAUGAAAUCGUCAAGAAUUUUGUUUCUAAGAUAGUCAAGGAUUACAAUCAAAUGUUUGUUAAGAAAGAAGAGCUAUCUUUGGAAGCAGUGAAGCAGUACAAGGUGAAUUGUCCUGAUGAACUUUCCAAGAUUUUAGUGAUCAAGGACAGGAUUUUUGAACUAGGAGAGAAGUUGGGGCAGACAAUUAUAUUUGUUCGCACAAGAAAUAGUGCAAGCAUGUUGCACAAAGCACUAACAGAAUAUGGUUAUCAAGUCACUACUAUUCAAGGUGCUCUUAGGCAAGACGACAGGGACAAGAUAGUCAAGGAAUUCAAGGAUGGAUUAACGAAAGUUCUUAUAUCAACUGAUCUUCUUGCCCGAGGUUUUGAUCAAUCACAGGUUAAUUUGGUUAUCAAUUAUGAUCUUCCAGUGAAGCAUGAUUUUCAAUCAGAGCCUGACUAUGAGGUUUACCUGCAUAGGAUUGGUAGGGCAGGACGUUUUGGCCGGAAGGGGGCUGUGUUCAAUUUACUAUGUGAUGAUAGGGACCAUAUGCUUAUGUCAAAGAUUGAGAAGCAUUUUGGGAGCCAUAUAGCAGAGGUCCCUUCCUUCAGAAGUGAUGAGGAUUUUGAGGCCGCCUUGAAAGAAGCUGGUCUGCUUUAGAUCUUCGUGACAAUUUCAAGGAAUAGGACAAACACAAAGCAGUUUCUUCCUAGAGAACUACCCCUCCGGAUUUCAUUUUUGUUUUUACACUGUAUAAUCUGUUUGAUAGCAUAUUUUCUGGCUUGUCGUAACAAUUCUUUACCUCCUGUCCAAUUUUCAUGCUUUUCCUCCUGGAAGUCUUGAGGUCGUCGUAUCAAUUAAUAAUUAUUGUAGUAAAGCAUAGUGGUUUAGUGUUGAUACUCAUCGAAGCGGGAUGUGUACUUGUAAAUUUUUAUCUUCAGACAUUUUCUUGAUGCGGGAGAGUUGAAUUUGUUAGAUCUAAACUAAAUUUGUUUUAUUCUAAUGAAUUGCGGAGCGCAGGUUUUU
Messenger RNA from Malania oleifera, 2115 nucleotides. Its product is annotated as DEAD-box ATP-dependent RNA helicase 38. The record is from RefSeq and is a predicted model, not a curated record. Bases 253 to 1749 code for a protein of 498 amino acids. The transcript is spliced from 8 exons. Gene Ontology annotation, biological process: poly(A)+ mRNA export from nucleus. Gene Ontology annotation, cellular component: nucleus; cytoplasmic stress granule. Lineage: Eukaryota; Viridiplantae; Streptophyta; Magnoliopsida; Santalales; Ximeniaceae. Gene Ontology annotation, molecular function: ATP binding; RNA helicase activity; RNA binding.